UUCCCCUUCCGCUUCCUCCUGCCUCCUGUCCUUCGGCUGCUUCUCUCCUCUGGGGCAACUCGCCAGUUCUCCACGCCCGCGGUGCCCGCAGGCACGCUGCUCCUGGUCCUGAGCUGUCACCGCCACACCCCAGGCCCCGGACACGAUGCAGGCCAUCAAGUGUGUGGUGGUGGGAGAUGGAGCUGUGGGCAAGACCUGCCUCCUCAUCAGCUACACCACCAAUGCCUUCCCCGGAGAGUACAUCCCCACCGUGUUUGACAACUAUUCAGCCAAUGUGAUGGUGGACAGCAAGCCCGUGAACCUGGGUCUGUGGGACACGGCAGGCCAGGAAGACUAUGACCGCCUGCGGCCCCUCUCCUACCCACAGACGGAUGUCUUCCUCAUCUGCUUCUCCCUCGUCAGCCCCGCCUCCUACGAGAAUGUCCGUGCCAAGUGGUUCCCUGAGGUGCGGCACCACUGCCCCAGCACGCCCAUCAUCCUGGUGGGCACCAAGCUGGACCUGCGGGACGACAAAGAAACCAUCGAGAAGCUGAAGGAGAAGAAGCUGGCUCCCAUCACCUACCCGCAGGGCCUGGCACUGGCCAAGGAGAUUGACUCUGUGAAGUACCUGGAGUGUUCAGCCCUCACCCAGAGAGGCCUGAAGACUGUCUUUGACGAGGCCAUCCGUGCUGUCCUGUGCCCUCAGCCCACGCGGCCACAGAAGCGCCCGUGCAGCCUCCUCUAGGGUUGCACCUUGGCCCUCCCUCAGAGUGGUCUGACCCUCCAGGCCCGAGAUGGCUCCUUGGCUGGCCACGGUGCCCCUCCCUGUGGCGUUUCUUAAUGCUGCAGAGCUUGGCUGAUUGUUUCCAUGCUGGAGGCCCCUGGGGCCAGCAGGGGUAAAUUCGCAGGUGCUGCCUCAGAGUCCCUCCGUAUUCUUGCCUUCUCAGGGAUGGGAGCGGCUGCCUGACUCCCCUCUGGGAACUUCGAGCCUCCCGGCUGCCAGCCGCCACUGGAGCCCUCCAGGGAUGGGGCUCUUGCUCCAGUGUUGAUGAUCCUGCUUAUCUGAAAGUCGUUCUUCGAGUGAGCGAAAUGUGUGUCAGACCUGUGCUUCCCUGGUCUUAGUUCUCCUUUACCGGGACAACACAAAUCAAUUUCUCUAAACUCCUGUGGGUAUCUGCCAACCUAUCCAAGAGUCACCUCUGCCAGGCAGGACUCUUGCUACUGCAGACAGAAAAGCUAAUUCAACCUGCUUAAACUGAAAAUAAAUUUAUUGAUUCAGUUUGGAACUCCCAUAAUUUC
Messenger RNA from Fukomys damarensis (Damara mole-rat), 1278 nucleotides. It is a transcript of the gene Rac2, whose product is annotated as Rac family small GTPase 2. Gene Ontology annotation, biological process: small GTPase-mediated signal transduction. Lineage: Eukaryota; Metazoa; Chordata; Mammalia; Rodentia; Bathyergidae. Gene Ontology annotation, molecular function: GTP binding; GTPase activity. The record is from RefSeq and is a predicted model, not a curated record. The transcript is spliced from 7 exons. The coding region runs from base 146 to 724 and encodes 192 amino acids.